Molecule: messenger RNA, 1110 nt
Organism: Carassius gibelio (silver crucian carp)
Lineage: Eukaryota; Metazoa; Chordata; Actinopteri; Cypriniformes; Cyprinidae
Gene: cav4a
Product: caveolin 4a
Exons: 3
Coding region: 147-704 (185 amino acids)
Biological process (GO): caveola assembly
Cellular component (GO): caveola
Molecular function (GO): molecular adaptor activity
Source: RefSeq, a predicted model, not a curated record
UAAUAUAUCCCAUAUCCCUGUUUCAGAUUCAAGACAGCACUCCAGCUCUCAGUUCACAGUGUAUAUGUGUAAGAGUGUGUGAAACAGUUUAUUCAUGUUUUGAUGCUGUUGGUGAGCCGCUUUAUGACCUUACGACGUUCAUAUUGAUGACGGGCACCAUGAUGCGGAGUAUGGACGCAAGGGAAACUGAGAUUGACCUGAGGGAUGCAGGGGAUGGAGAGGAUGAUGAGGGACAACAGACGUGGAAGACGCAGCUGGAAACAGUCCUGGAGGAAGAGGAAGAAGAAGAUGUGAUUUCUACACAGAGUGACACCAGGCCUCUGAUCAAUGAACGGGACCCAAGACAAAUAAAUGAGUGUCUUAAGGUUAGUUUUGAAGAUGUGAUAGCAGAGCCAGUCUCGGUGCGCAGUGGGGAUCGGGUGUGGAUCUGGAGUCACGCUCUUUUCGAGGUGUCCAAGGUCUGGUUUUAUCGUAUAAUCACUGCUCUGCUGGCUGUUCCAGUGUCCCUCCUCACUGGGAUUCUCUUCGCCGUCCUGAGCUUUGUUCACAUCUGGUUCUUUAUGCCAUGUGUGCAGGUUGUCUUGAUUAACACUGGGUGGUUGCAAACUUUAUGGAGCAGCGUUUUAGACAUAAUCAUCCUACCCAUCUUCCAAAGCGUAGCCAAGUGCUGCAGUGGGAUUAGUGUCGUUCUCACGCGGGAAUGAUAGACAUGCGCGGGAAUCUGCUGAAUCAAUUCAAAUGGAUAUUCACAGUGAACUUUUGGGCAGAUGUCUGGCCAUCUGACUCCUGGUGCAUGUCAAGGGGGACCAUGCCCAAAUGUCAAGCGUGAUGAAUGUUAACUCGCUGCCAAAGACUGAGAGGAAGUGGAUAUUUGAAAAUGCAUGAUGUUUGCUUAUGUAUGAAUGUAAUUUGAAGGCAUAGUUCCACCAAAAAUGAUGUUGAAAACCCAUGUUUUAUUUUCUUCAUCUGUGGAACACAAAUAUGGACUACUUUAACAGUGCUUUAUAUAUCACCUUUUAUGUUCUAAGAAAAAAAAAAACGUCUUACAGUUUUGCAGUGGCAUGAGGGUGAGUAAAUUAUGAAAGAGUUUUCAAUUCUCAAAGAACUAAA